This is a messenger RNA of Macrosteles quadrilineatus (aster leafhopper), 2492 nucleotides long. RefSeq names its product probable cytochrome P450 6a13. The record is from RefSeq and is a predicted model, not a curated record. Bases 332 to 1876 code for a protein of 514 amino acids. The transcript has 4 exons. NCBI's taxonomy places the organism in Eukaryota, Metazoa, Arthropoda, Insecta, Hemiptera, Cicadellidae. Gene Ontology annotation, molecular function: iron ion binding; oxidoreductase activity, acting on paired donors, with incorporation or reduction of molecular oxygen; heme binding.
UCCUCAAGUUAUGUGUUUGUUGAUUUGUUUUGUUUAGAAUGUUUAGAUAUCCCUGUUAUCUAACUUUGGAUUUGGAUUAGUUUGGCCUAAGUUUUCAAGGGCAUUGAUAGUGUUAGCUGUGUUGGAGUGUGAGAUAGUGUUAGCUGUGUUGGAGUGUGACACAGGACUUGCUAAAACGCUAUAGAGGCCCACCAUUGAUAAAACAUGUCUAUAAAAUAAACAAUUUUGUUAUUAAACAGUGUAGUUCCUUUGUGAUUGAGUUGAUGACUAUUGCAACAUAUUUUUGAGGGUUAUUGUCAAGAAACGAUCUACAGUAAGUUAAAAAUUUAUCAUGAAUCUGUUUUACUCAGUUGCUUUCUAUAUUUUCAUCCCAGUAUUGAUACUUGUUGCAACAGUUUACUAUUUCAUGACUAAAAAGUACAACUAUUGGAGUCAAAAAAAUGUAAAAUUUGUCAAGCCAGUACCACUUUUUGGAAACACAUUGUCAACUAUCUUAAGGAAGAAAAGUUCAGCUAUUAAUCAGCAAGAAAUGUACAAUCUAUUUCCCGAAGAAAGGUUUAUAGGGACAUAUUUCUUUAUGUCCCCCUUUUUAAUGGUCAGAGAUCCUAAAUUGAUUCAUCAAAUUCUUAUCAAAGAUUUUUCACAUUUUUAUGAUAGGGGAAUGGUAUAUGAUGAAAAACUUGAUUUGUUGUCUUCACAUUUAGUAAAUUUAAAAGGACAGAAAUGGAAAGGUCUGAGAAGCAAAUUGACUCCUGCAUUUAGUUCCGGGAAACUCAAGUCCAUGAGCUACUUACUAGAAGAGUGUGCCAAUGCUUUGACUGACUACUUAAACAAUGUUUCUCUCUCAAAAUCAACGCAGGAUAUGCGAGAAAUAAUGGCUAAGUUUUCAACAGAUGUAAUUGGUUCUUGUGCUUUUGGUUUGCAAUUUAAUUCCCUACGAGAUCCAAAUUCUCAAUUUCGGAAGAUGGGACAGCAGGUUUUUAAACCCUCAUUGAGAUUCGUUUAUAGACUCAUUGCUCGUGCCUUUCAUCCAAGACUACUAUACUAUCUCAACUUAAAAAUACUGGACAAAGAUGUUGAGAAGUUUUUUUUAGACUUCGUACAGGAUGCAAUCCAUAGAAGAGAAGGUAUACAUUCUGAGAAAAAAGACUUUAUUCAGCUUUUGGUUGAAUUGAGAAAUGAAGAUUUAACAUCAGCCAAAUCUGACUCACUGGAGGAGAAAUCUUUUGUGCUCACAGAUGAAGUUCUAGCGUCCAAUGCAUUUGUGUUUUUUAUUGCUGGUUUUGAAACUACUUCUUCCACCAUGAGUUUUCUCCUUUUGGAAUUAGCAGCUCACCUUGAUAUUCAAAAGCGGGCGAGAGAAGAAAUAAUUGAAGCUUUAGACAAACACAACCACAAGGUGGAUUACGAUAUCAUCAAAGAUCUUCCAUACCUCGAAAUGGUUAUAUCAGAAACAUUACGGAAGUAUCCAAUUGCAUUUGGUCUUUUAAGAGAAUGCACUCAGACGUAUCAAGUCCCUGACAGUGAUCUUGUCAUAGAAAAGGGGGUGAAGGUGAUUGUACCUGUUUAUGCCCUUCAUCGAGACCCCAAGUACUUCCCUGAACCGGAGCGCUUUGAUCCGGAAAGAUUCUCUACGGAAAAUAAACAAAAAAUAAUUCAAGGAACGUACUUACCAUUUGGAGACGGCCCUAGAAUCUGCAUAGGUCUCCGGUUUGCCAUGAUGGAAAUGAAGUAUGCCUUCUGCAAGAUCCUACCAAAGUAUGAGUUCACACUAGGUGAAAAUAUGAAAUAUCCUGUUCAAUUCAGGAAGAGCGGAGCCCCACUUUUGGCCCCAGAAGGUGGAAUUUUGCUCAAUGUUAAACAAAUUGACGACUGAGCAAAAAGAAAGGACAAUUAUACUAUUUAGUGAGAAGAGCCUAUCUGAUUAGCUGUAGCUAUUUACCUUAAGGAUUUUAUUUUGUCACUAAAAUAUGUUUAAACAUAUUCUAUACUCCAAUAUAUAAAUAUACACUAUUUUAGUUAGUAUUGAGCCAGCAUUGACUUUAAGCACUGAUAUUUAUAACCUAGUCAAAAAUAAUACUUUGAUCUGUGAGGUGGUUGCAGUUGAAUUCAAUGGAUACCAAAAAAGUGUUCUGAAACUAAUUUAUGAUUAAAGAUGUACUGUAGUUUGCAAAUGAUGAAUACAAAAAUACUGUCACAAAAUAACUAGCAAGAACGAACAAAGAUGAAAUUCUAACAGAAAAAAAUCCUUUCCACAAGCCCUUAUACCAAGAAAACAAAAUGCUCCCAAACCUACACUUCUUUCAGUAACUUCCAUUGUACAUUGAAACAACAAUUGCCAAUUUUUUUAAGAAUGAACGUUUUAUUAAUUCAAAUUGAGUUGAUUGUCUGUGAUAGAAAUCAAGCAAUGUAGCACUGUAUAAUUAUUUAUACUGAUGAUAUACAUACCUAAUAUAAAUUAUAUUAGUCGUAGUUGUAAAUAUAAAAUGUUA